AUGAUUUUCUCUUUCUAGAAGUUUAUCUCUCCUCCACUUCUGAUCUUCCCACCAAAAGAAAGGCCACCCGCCAGCAAAAGGCGAAAGAUGGUUUUUAUUUUUAUUUUUUAUUUUUACUUUUUCAAAAUUUAUUUUUUUCAACUUUGUUUCGUUCAUUUUGGGAAGGGUUUAUUUUGGUUGCAACAAAAACAAACGCGCAUUCUCGUCCUCAAAGAGCCAGUCAAAUACAAUUACGAAAAAAUCACCACUCUUUCUAAGGCAACCAAUUUCACACAGCCCCUUCUGGGGUCUUCUCAUCUCAAGUUCUCAUGCUACCUUGAUGAGAAGGGUAGGAAGAGACACAAGAAAAAGGUUUUGAACAAAGAACUCAAUAACUGAGACUAAUUCUUGGAGGAGACCUAUCAUGCAUAACAGCCUUGUGAAGUUUUGAGGCCUCAAGAUUUUCACUACAUUACAGUUACAUCAGAUUCUUGGGUUGUGCGUUUGCUAUGUCAUCUUCAUAAUGGAAGUAGAGAACGUUGGUAUCCCAGUGAUCUUACAAGACCUAGACCUCAAUGGUGACAAGGCAAGAAGGAACUCUAUCCCAGUAAUCCCACAGGAACUGGAGCCCAAUGAUGGUGAUGUCAGAAGGAACUCUAUCUCAGUGAUCCCUCAGGAAACAAAUUCCAAUGUCGGUGAUAUCAGAAGGAAUUCUAUCCCAGAGAUCCCACAGGAAAUGGAGCCCAAGGGUGGAAAUGUCAGAGGGGACUCUAACCUAGUGAUUCCACAGGAAAUAGAAGCCAAUGGUGGUGGUGAUAGCAGAAGGAGCUCCAUCGGGAAAGUAGAUCCUCUUCCUGAUAUAAAAAGGAACUCUAUCCCAGUGAUCCCACAGGAAAUGGAAUCCAAUGGUGAUGAUAGGAACUCUAUUGCAGGGAUCCCACAGGAAAUAAAACCCAGUGGCAGUGAUAUCAAACGGAACCAUAUCCCAGCGAUCCCACAUGAAAUGGAGACCAAGGGUGGUGAUGUCAGAAUGAACUCUAUCGAGAGUGUAGACCCUCCUGAUGUUAUCAUCAGGAAUUCUAUCUCCAUGAUCCCACAGGGAAUGGAAUUUAAUGGUAGUGAUGCUAGCAGGAGCUCUGUUGCAGUGAUCCCACAGGAAAUUGAACCCAAUGGCAGUGGUAUCAGAAGGAACUCUAUCCCAGUGAUCUCGCAGGAAACGGAGCCCAAAGGUGGUGAUAUCAGAAGGAACUACCUCUUAGUGAUCCCACUGGAAACGGAGCCCAAUGGUGAUAAUAUAAGAAAAAAUCGUCCGAACAUUGGUGUAAAGAUUCAAUCCCGUUAUCUCAGAGCUCGAACAGGUUCCUGCCAUGAUUAUUGCAAAUAUGGAGUGAGAAAUCCUUCUCAAGAAAAUGCACCCACUGCAAUGCCAAAAUCGGAUACAGCAACUGGAAGUGCAGGCCAGAAUCUCAAAGCAACUAAUUCAGCAGACACAGAGAGGAAAAAGAUGCCCAGAACCAGUCCAAAGCCUUCACUAGAUUCCGACACUCAGAAACUUGACUAUUCAGUUGUCACAGAGAAAAAGGUGAUAUCCACAACUGCUCGUAAAUCUUAUCCAGAUUCUGGAACCCGGAAACUUAAUAAUUCUGUUGUCACAGAGAAAAAAGUUUUAUCUCCCAGGGAAAUAGAUGUUUGUACAGAAGAUUUGGUUGAUUUGAAGGUAAAGGCCGAUCAGUUAGAGCCAUCUUCUCUCCCAGGAUCUGUCCUAAGCCUGAACAAUUUGGAGGGGAUAGCGACCAUCAAUCCUAAGUCAUCUCCAGAUUCGGAGAUCCAGACAUCUGUUGUCGCAGAGAAAAGAGUUUCAUCUUCCUUUAAUGAUAUAGAAGCUUCUUCAGAAGAUUCCUUAGAUUUGAAGUUGAAGGCUGAGCAAUUAGAACCAUCUUCUCUCCCAGGAUCAGUACUAAGCCUGAGUAAUUCGAAGGGGAUAUCCACAAUCAGUCCUAAGCCUUCUCCAGAUACAGAAACCCUGAAACUUGAUCAUUCUGUUGUCACGGAAAAAAGAGUUUUACUAUUGAAAAAGAAAGAAAAAGUUUCUUUGAAAAAAGUUUCAACCAACGUUAAGGAAAUUGAUGCUUGUACGGAAGGUUCCCUUUCAAGGGUGAAGCCUGAGCAACUAGGGCCUUCUUCUCUCCCAGGAAAGGGUUCACAUAAUCAAGGAAAGAAUGGAAGCAGAAAAGUCAAGGAAAUACUAGAAGGUUCAAGCAGCAGAGGAAAUAGAAAAAUCAGCAGCAGAACCCUGAGGACUUCUGUAUUGGUUGAGAAAAAGAUGUUGGGGCCUGAAACUGUUUCUUUGACUUCCAUGCACCCGCUCAAGAGAGUCUCCAAUGUGAAUACUGGAAGCUGUGAGAAAGUCAAAGGGUCGUCUCAUCUGAAAGAUCAAAACAAUCCCAGAGAAAUUGAGCCUGAGGGAUCCUGCAAUAAGGACAUGCCAGAAGAGAUUCUGUACGUUAUUGAAUCAAAUACUGAGAAUAAUACUGUGGAACUAACACCAAAUGGCAUUAAUGCUCCUAAGUUAUUAUCACCCUCACCCUUGAAAGUCAAAAGCUUGAAGCAAGCAAGGAAGGGAAUUGGUAGCACUCGAUCACCUCCAUCCUCUGAGAAGACAAAACUGAAACGUACUGCAAAUGGAGGUUAUGGCCGUUCACCUGCUCCUCUAUGCCCCGAUAACAAAGGGUUGAGACGUAGUACUCUAGCAUCUUUAUCUUCUUCGUCACCCGCAUCAUCAUCCAUGUCCAUCUUCCCAUCUCAGUCCACUCAUAAAAAAGAAAGUGGUGCCACCUUUCAACACAAUACAAUGAAUACUGAUAAUCAAAUAGUAAAUUUAAAGGCGGAGCACAAGACUAGGCCUCGAAGGUCUGGAGUGCUUAGCUCUGACAGUAAAAACAGCCUAGCCCGAAAGCUAAAAUUCAGGAGAGGAAGGGUGGUUGACCUCAAGCCUGAGAACAAUACUCCGAGGAGACUCAAAUUCAGGAAAGUAAGAUUGGCGAGGGACACCCAAAACAGAAGAAGUGGUAUCAAAGGGGAAAUCAAUGGGAGGAAGGAAGUUGAUGACAAUCAGUCAAAUGGCACUGCUAUCAGAAGGGGAACCAUUGGUAGGGAGGAAGUUGAUGAUAGUCAGUCCAAUGGUGCUGGUAUCAAAAGGGGAAGCAUUGGGCGGAAGGACGUUGACGACAGUGAGUCAAAUGAUGCUGGUACUGAAAAGGGAAGCACUGGGAGGAAGGAGGUUGAUGACAGUCAGUCAAAUGGUGCUAAAAUCAAACGUGAGAAAGUUGUUAUGAAAAACCAAGAACGAGAUUUGGAAGGUUCCCGAAGGAAGAGCUUCAGGAGAAAAUAUGGUCGUGCUGGCAUGUUGAAUGGUACUGACACUAGUCCUGAGAAAGUUGUGUUGAGACACCAAGAUGUGAAAGGAAGGAAGGAUGUCCAGAAAUUGUUCAAUAAUGUGAUUAAAGAGACUGCCAGUAGGCUUGUCGAAUCCAGGAAGAGUAAAGUCAAGGCCUUGGUUGGUGCUUUUGAGACUGUGAUCUCGCUUCAGGAUGCCAGACCCUCGACAGUGGAAGAUGCAUGCUGAUUUACAAAAUACAUAUAGCUAUUCUGUACAUAUUUGAAAAUAUUUAUAGAAAAAGAGUGAAAAGAAAAACAACACUAGUUUUGGAGGUCACAUGGGAUUGAAGUCACAGGAAUUUGUGAUGAAGAGAAACUGAAUCAAGGUGAGAAGGCUCUCUGAGAAUAUGAAACAUUUUUCUUGUGUUUAUUGCUACCUAUCGGUUUGCUGAAAGAGCUGUGUAUUAUCGUUUUAUAAUUUUCUAUUGUCAUAAUGAGAUUAAUUUUGCUAUUACCAUGGCAAUUUGAAUUGAUGAGGCACCAUUAUAUAAGUACAUUGAUGUCUUGAGAUCAAAUUAA
Messenger RNA from Prunus dulcis (almond), 3936 nucleotides. RefSeq lists its product as uncharacterized. The transcript has 4 exons. NCBI's taxonomy places the organism in Eukaryota, Viridiplantae, Streptophyta, Magnoliopsida, Rosales, Rosaceae. The record is from RefSeq and is a predicted model, not a curated record. Gene Ontology annotation, molecular function: calmodulin binding. Bases 503 to 3604 code for a protein of 1033 amino acids.